Messenger RNA from Heterostelium album PN500, 1068 nucleotides. RefSeq lists its product as uncharacterized. The transcript has 7 exons. Bases 1 to 1068 code for a protein of 355 amino acids. The record is from RefSeq and is a predicted model, not a curated record. NCBI's taxonomy places the organism in Eukaryota, Evosea, Eumycetozoa, Acytosteliales, Acytosteliaceae.
AUGGUCUUAAAUUUAAAUCUUUUCACUUCAGUGGCAAUAAGAAUGCCUGCAAAAAAAAAUGUUUGUGUUUGGUUUCAAGCAAAAAACUAUGUCAAUGAUGAAAAAAUGUUAAAUAAGAAUACUAUUAUAGAUAUAAAUUUUUAUCUAUCAACAUUAGAGAUUUAUUGUGGUGUUAGCAAAACAACAUUUGACCACCUCUAUUCUAUGAUUAAAGAUCAUUUUCAAAUUCAAGAAAAACAUUUACUUUGGUUCUUGGUAUAUUUAAGGCAGUACAAUUCAUUAGAUAUACAUGCUGUCAACUUUGGAGUCUCAGUUAGAACUUUUAAGACCUGGGUUGACAAUUGUUUCGUGGCAUUUAAUAUUGUACUUAAAAAUAAGUUGAAAGAAGAUGUUCUAUUAAAUCCAAAUAUUCUAGAUAACUUGGUCAUUAAAGAGUAUUCUUUUGGUUCUGGUGAUGCCAUUCAAACUAAACUUGUAAACUGUGCUGUUGAUACUACCCUUCUACAAAUCCCAAAACCUAUUGAUGGAUAUUUGUACAAAUCAUUAUAUUGUACAAAACAUAAAAUACAUGGCUAUAAAUAUGAAGCUGUAGUAGGUUUGAAGGGGGAACUACUAUCACUAAGAGGUCCAUUUCCUGGUAGUCAACAUGAUGCCAGUAUUUACUCGUCUAUUGGGAAUGAAAUUGAUCAUUUACUAUCUCCGUCAUAUUGGAUGCUGGGAGACAAGGGUUAUAUUGGUGGAAAUAGAAUUUUUGCACCAAAUAAGAAAUUGUCAAGGAAAGAGCCAUCAAUAAGAAACCCAAACAAAACUAUGAAAGUCAAAGUUCCGUUUACACCAGAACAGAAAGCAGAAAAUUCUUUUAUCAAUUCCAAUCGUGCUGUUGCAAGAGCUAGUUUUGUUUUAGGAUCGACAGAGAUCAUGGUUUCACCACAUGCCGAUAAAGUUGCCCGUUCAACACAGUCGUCACUGAUCCACGGAAUGGCUGAAACCAAACAAGCAUUACUGGCGCGUUAUAUCAAGAGAAACGGAAGUUCACCAUCGAUUGCAUUGCUAUAUCCACAACUAUGA